UGCGGUGCCAGUGCAGCUAACCCAAGAUGGAAGGAGGGUAUCACACGCAAUCUGCGGACGAAGACGUUGAGCUCGUCCAUGAAGAGCAGCCAACGCUACCUUGUAUGCAACGUAUCUUCGUCGUUCUUCGCCCAGACUGGCAGCGCACAGCCAAGCAGUACUUGACGUUGCAAGAGUGCUCAGGGUCUCUCGGCGACCUUGGCACGUUCCUGCCCCUCGUGACGGCGCUGUCCGUGACCAAGCAGAUCGCGUUCGGGCCAACGCUGUUCUUUGCAGGUUUGUACACAAUGAUGCUGUCCACGUACUUUGACGUGCCGAUUCCAGUGCAGCCGAUGAAAACUAUCAGCGCAAUUGCCAUUACGGAAAAAUACUCCCAAGCUGAGAUCGCUGCGUCCGGACUCCUCAUCGGCGCCAUCUUGUUUGUGCUGGCCAUCACGAAUGCGAUGACGGUUGUGGCCAAGCGGGUGCCUUUCUCGUUGGUGCGAGGCGUGCAGCUCGGCGUUGGUCUGUCGCUCAUGAUGAGCGGCGUCAAGCAAGCUUACGUUCGUGUGGCGACGGUCUCUUUGAACAACAUCACGAUGGCCCUGGACGUCAAGCGCAGCGCCACAACUUUGUCGUGGUGGGGCUGGGACAGCAUUGCCGCGUCGAUUGUCAUGGUACUCUUCUGUUUGGGCUGUAUGCACAACAAAAGAGUGCCCACUGCCCUCGUCAUCUUUGUCUACGGUGUCGUCAUUGCGGCCGUGCGAUAUAACGCCGAGAAAGCACGGCUCCAGCUGCCGUCGCUGCAAUGGGGUCCCGACUUUGUCCACUUGCCGUCGUGGCCGACCGCCGCAGACUUUCAAAACGGAUUUGUGCACAUGGUGUUGCCGCAGCUCCCGUUGACACUUCUCAACAGCGUGAUCGCGCUGGAGCAACUUGCGGCCGACCUGUUUCCAACCAAGCGGUGCCCCGUGGCGUCGUCCAAGCGAAUUUGUUUCAGCGUCGGCAUCGGCGACAUGCUCUUCAGUGGGUUUGGAAUGCUGCCCAUGUGCCACGGGGCAGGGGGGCUGGCGUCGCAGUAUGCCUUUGGCGCCCGAAGCAACGUUGCCAUGAUGUUUCUCGGGCUGGUCAAGGUUGUGGUAGCUCUCGCACUCGGCACGACCCUCGUGCAGCUCCUCCAAGACGGGAUCUUCCCGAGUUGCGUCAUCGGGGUGCUUGUCAUGUUUGCUGGCGUCCAUCUCUCGGUCGUCGGCCUCGACGUGGACGCGCAAAAGAAUAAGGGCGACGCCGUCGUGCUCCUUGUGACGGCCGCCGCGUCCCUUGCGAUCGACACGGGCGUGGGGUUUUUAGUCGGGGCCGCCACGUACGCCAUGUUGCGGUACGUCGUCAACGACGCUGCGACGUACCGAAUGCACACGCACCACUGACCUCGACGACUCGCAUGACGUGGCACCGACGAUAGUCGUCGUUAACAUGGAGAAUUUACGUCUUGCCGAGUCGCCGUGCGCUCGAGUGUGUUUGCUUUGUCGUGCUAUGCACCCAUGUGAAGAGCUGCUCCUCCAGUCGACGCGGCCCCAAUCAUAAAUAUUAUUUAC
Aphanomyces invadans is the source of this 1574-nucleotide messenger RNA. RefSeq lists its product as hypothetical. The coding region runs from base 27 to 1406 and encodes 459 amino acids. Gene Ontology annotation, molecular function: molybdate ion transmembrane transporter activity. The record is from RefSeq and is a predicted model, not a curated record. Gene Ontology annotation, biological process: molybdate ion transport. Lineage: Eukaryota; Oomycota; Saprolegniomycetes; Saprolegniales; Verrucalvaceae. The transcript is spliced from 2 exons.